AUGAUCUAUCUAUCUAUCUAUCUAUCUAUCUAUCUAUCUAUCUAUCUAUCUAUCUAUCUAUAUAAUGAUGAUCCCAUAUGGAGAUCACAAUUGACUGCACCAGUGUCUCUCUUCCCAGAGGCAUACUAUGGAUUCCAUAAAUUCAACUAUCUAUCUAUCUAUCUAUCUAUCUAUCUAUCUAUCUAUCUAUCUAUCUAUCUAUCUAUUUCAGUCUCUUCAGUAUCUAUCUAUCUAUCUAUCUAUCUAUCUAUCUAUCUAUCUUAUUUUCUUUCAUUUCUGUCUGUCUCUCUCUGUAUCUAUCUAUCUAUCUAUUUAAUGAUGAUGAUAAUAACAAACUCCUUUAUGCCAAUUGUGCCAUUUUCCUCUCAUUCCACUUGUGCCAUUUUUCUUCUCAUUCCACUUGUGCCAUUUUCUUCUCAUUCCACUUGUGCCAUUUUCCUCUCAUUCCACUUUGCCAUGCCAUCGGCCUCUACCUCACGGUUGUCUCUUUCCUACUCUUCAUUUUCAGUUGCCUCUACAUUCACGGCCAGCUGUCUCCCUCUUUUCCACCUUCCUGUUCAGUGGCCUCUAUCUCACGGUCAGCUCUCUCUUCCAUUUCUCACUUUCAAUGACCAUUAUUAUUAUCUAUCUAUCUAUCUAUCUAUCUAUCUAUCUAUCUGUAUAUAUAAGGAAGGGAAAUAA
Molecule: messenger RNA, 681 nt
Organism: Acanthosepion pharaonis
Lineage: Eukaryota; Metazoa; Mollusca; Cephalopoda; Sepiida; Sepiidae
Source: the annotation of a GenBank genome assembly